UUUGUGUAGAUUCUACUGAGACUACUGAUACUACUGUCACUGACUGUGUGAUAGUGAUACUGAUUUAUGAUUUAGAUUUACUCAUACUUACUGAUCUAGAGUAGAGACUCUGAGAGUUAUAGUACAGUAAAGCUAAAUAUGAUGCUCCUAAGUCGACUAGUUUGUGGCAAAGUCCCUGUUAAAGUUGUCUUGUCAGGGUUAAGCCGCCAACCAAUUAAACUUUCUGCACUUAACAACAAUGUUCGACUGUAUGUGUCAGAAAGUAAAAGCGGCAUUGGGAGGUAUGCGAAGAGGAAGACACUGAAAGAGUCAUUGAUGUCCCCUGCUUCUGAAACACCUUUUAACCUUGGAAAAGGUUUAGUAGCAGGUGGUGCAGUGGUUGGCAUUGGUGCUCUUUGUUUUUAUGGCUUGGGUUUGUCCAGCUCACCAGGUGCUUUGGAUAGAGCUGUUGUUUGGCCCCAAUAUGUAAGGAAGCGCAUCAGAGAUACUUACAUGUACUUUGGUGGAAGUAUUGCUGUAACAGCCCUCGCAGCUGUAGCUGUUAGCAGAAGUCCAGCUAUUAUGAAUUUUAUGAUGAGCAACUCUCUCUUAUCUAUCGGUGGUACUAUUGCUGCUAUGAUUGGAACAGGUGUGCUUUGUAGGUCCAUUCCUUACAGUCCAGGAUUUGGGACUAAACAAAUGAGUUGGUUGCUGCAUGUUGGCGUGAUGGGAGCUGUUGUUGCCCCUUUGACACUUCUGGGUGGCCCCUUGUUGAUGAGAGCUGCCUGGUACACUGCAGGUGUUGUAGGAGGCUUGUCUGCUGUUGCCGUCUGUGCUCCAAGUGAAAAGUUUCUUAACAUGGGUGGAUUACUAGGAGCUGGACUGGGUGUUGUCUUUGUUGCAUCACUAGGUUCAAGCUUCUUCCCACCAACCACUGCUCUUGGUGCCAGUUUAUAUUCAAUCAGUAUUUAUGGAGGUCUGGUACUCUUUAGCUUGUUUCUACUCUACGACACACAAAGGGUGAUCAAAGCAGCUGAGCAUCAUUCAGAUUCCUAUAGUGGACGCCCUUUUGACCCAGUCAAUGCGAGUAUCAGUAUCUACAUAGAUGCCUUGAAUAUCUUCAUUAGGAUUGCUAUGAUGCUGGCUAAUGGAGGCAACAGAAAGAAAUGAAACUCUGGAACGUGUGAAGUCCCCAAUUAUUGAUUGACAUGAUGCUAGCAUAUUGACUUGUUGAAUUUUGUUUCUGUAUUCAUCAUUCAACUCAAAGACAUCUGGAAUCAUUCACAAAAUGUAACCACUUUGUGCCACUUGAGAUACAACUUACUGUAAAUAAGUUGUAUAGGAUCAAAUUGGUUCAGUUCAAUGUUUGUAGCAAAAUCUUCCUUAUCAGUACCAUAUACUAUGAAAUUGUUUACAUCUGUAAAAUAAAAUCCUGUCAAAGAAUUAUCUUAUUCAAUCAACCAAAAUGACUAUGUAUGUUGUUUCCAGUUUGUGAGAUUCUUUGACAUUUUAAAUAAUGAAAUUUAGUUUGGUUUUUUAUUUAUAUUUAUUUAUUACACAAUUUAUUUAGAACAUAAUAUUAUUAUUCUAUUGUUGCUUAUUAUGAUUAAUUUCAAUACGUUACAGUGAUAUACAGUGAAAAAAAAUUGUACAAAUAUAAACUAUAUGUCAAGAAUAAAAUGAAUGAUUUUUUUUUUUUAAUUUUGUUUUGCAAAUAUUUUUUUUUUGAGUUGAAGUUUGUGAUUUUUUUUUUUAAUUGUUAAAAACUUGCUAGCAUUUUAGUUUACUACGUGUGAAAAUUUACUUUUUUCACUUGGCAAAUAUUUAUCCUUUAUGGGCAGUUCCUUUUAGUAUAAAGUUGACAAAACUUUUCAUUCAAGACUCACAAUGAAAAACCCUAUUGCUGGUGUAAAGGGAGGGGGGGGGCAUAUCUAAUUUAAUUACAUUUUACAUAAAACAAGGUUACAAAGACAGUUUGUGUGGAAACAUAAACUCAAAAUCAACCCCUGAAGUGGUCCACCCAGGGAGGUAAAAAGGCAGGUUUCAAUAUUUUUAGAAAGAAUAUCAGAAUGAAAUUCUAUCAAAGGAAAAUAACAGAAAAAUUGAGAAAGAAGGUUGACAGAUCUUGUGUGGUGCCCCAACGAUUCAGCAGACCAAGGGAUAGGUGAAGGUGAAGUUAGAUGUGAACAUGGCCUAACUGAUUUCAUAUAAUGAUUAUCUUAUUGAUCAAAUUGUUUUGUAUUGUGUCAAUCUCUUUUCAAAGCCAUAUAAGAAAAAACAUUCUUGGUUAAGUGUCCUUCAGAUGCGAUAUCACCCUGCAGGUUACACCAUAAAAUGAAAAACUACUUAUUUAUUUUUGUUUUAAAUUGUGUUCUACUUAUAUGCAUAUUAAAUAAAUUUUUUUCUCUUUAAAAAAAAUUUAACUAUUUUUUAGUAAAUGAAGUUAGUUGACAGAAUUUACAUAACUUAGCAAUACAUCUAAAAUCAUUUGCUUAAAUGUCUUAAAAAUGUGGUAAAUAGUAAUCUCCCUUACUAAAUAGCCUCCUAUGUUUGUUACCAUUAAUAGUGAAUAGUUGUAAAAAUGUAUUUUUAUGAAAAAACUGCUUGCAUAGUUGAUUUUAAAAAUUAAAUUUUUCACUUUCAGAAAAGAAAAGAGUAGCCAUUGAAUCAAAACUUUGAAAGGUCUAAAAUAUCAUAAUAUCGGAUUUUCAAUAUCUUUUCUAGUUUACGAGAUAACGGGACGGACUGCCAGACAUUUCACACAAAACUAAUAGCGUCUUUUGCCCUUUUGGGGGCCGCCAAUAAAAAUACAAUUAAAUGAUGAUAAAUGUAACUUUGUCUUAUCUUCAAGUUAUUGCACAAUUAUUUUAGAAUAGAACUUAAAUAGUUUUGUUUUAUUUAUUUUUGUUGCUAAUGUAAGCCAAUGAAUAAUAAUAAAUCUAGUUUCAGUACUUGGAUGAAAAACAAAGAGAAUUAUGUCUGAAAUGAUUGACCAUGCACAACAUUUGAUGUGUAUUUUAUUUUUGUAUUGUCAAUUGGAAUAUUAAUUUCUUGAACUUGAAUAUCUUGCAUUUCCCAAACCUGAACAAAACUUUGAAUUGGUUUCUCCCAUGACUAGAUUGUAUACAUUCAGGGCAGGUUUACAAGAUGAGUAUAGUUUCUGUGACGCAUAGCUAAAGAUGGUGUUUUUUGACCAGCAUAACGACCAAAUCACUUUUACUUUUCCUCAACUAAUGUCAGGUACU
This is a messenger RNA of Biomphalaria glabrata, 3224 nucleotides long. Its product is annotated as growth hormone-inducible transmembrane protein-like. The record is from RefSeq and is a predicted model, not a curated record. Gene Ontology annotation, cellular component: mitochondrial inner membrane. The transcript is spliced from 8 exons. NCBI's taxonomy places the organism in Eukaryota, Metazoa, Mollusca, Gastropoda, Planorbidae. Bases 139 to 1149 code for a protein of 336 amino acids.